Messenger RNA from Heterostelium album PN500, 1299 nucleotides. RefSeq names its product U1 small nuclear ribonucleoprotein 70 kDa (gene snrp70). The transcript is spliced from 3 exons. Lineage: Eukaryota; Evosea; Eumycetozoa; Acytosteliales; Acytosteliaceae. Gene Ontology annotation, molecular function: U1 snRNA binding; mRNA binding. Gene Ontology annotation, biological process: mRNA splicing, via spliceosome. Gene Ontology annotation, cellular component: U1 snRNP; U2-type prespliceosome; precatalytic spliceosome. The record is from RefSeq and is a predicted model, not a curated record. Bases 1 to 1299 code for a protein of 432 amino acids.
AUGGCAUCAUUCUUACCACCUAAUCUAUUGUUGAUGUUUGUGGCACGUCCACCUCUUGAAUAUAUAGCACCUAUACCAAAACCACAGCUACCGAACUACUCUGGUCUCGCAGCAUUCAAGAGUUCAUUCAGUGCGGAUCCACCACCUCCACCCGCAACCAAAAUAGAAUCACGUGAUCAAAUCAAACAGAGAAAGAUCGAACAGAAAGUACAACAAAAUACAGAAAAGAAUUUGAAAUCAUUAAAACAAUGGGACCCACAUUCAAAUACAAAAUCAACAGGUGAUCCCUAUAAAACACUGUUUGUCAGUAGAAUCAGUUAUAAGACAUCAGAGUCAAAAUUAAAGAAUGAGUUUUCACAAUAUGGUCCCAUUAAAAAGAUAAGAUUGGUCACCGAUCAAGUCACUGGCAAACCAAAAGGUUAUGCAUUUAUAGAAUUUGAAAAAGAAAGAGAUAUGAAAAUCGCAUAUAAACAAGCAGAUGGUCAAAAGAUAGAUGAUAGAAGAGUUUUGGUUGAUAUAGAAAGAGGUAGAGUCAUAAAGAAUUGGAAACCAAGAAAGUAUGGUGGUGGACUUGGAAAUACUAGAGCCGGUGGUGCCGACGUCAACCAGACUUUCUCGGGUAGAGAGAUGUCCGAACAGAGAGAGGCUGAGAAGCGUAGAGAGGAGCAGGAGAAACUGAACCAGAGACAGCGUGGCGGAUCAAGUGGCGGACCCGAUAGAAACAAUAGUGGCGGUAGUGGCUACAGAGAUAGAAAACCAUAUGACCGUCCAAGAGGAUACGAAAGCGGUGGUAGACGUGACGACAAUGGCGGUGGUAGACGUGAUGACCGUCGUGGUGGAGAUGAUAGACGUGGCGGUGGUGACGAUAGACGUGGUGGUGGCGACGACCGUCGUGGAGACAGCCGACGUGAUGAUAGAGACAGAGACAGAGACAGAGAUAGAGAUAGAGAUAGAGGUGGUGAUAGAGAUAGACAUAGAGGUUCUACCGGUGGCGGUGGUGACAACUACCGUUCUGGUGGCGGUGGUGGUGACAGAGACAAUAGAGAAGAUCGUUAUCGUGGCGGUGAAAGUCAUCGUGAUCGUAGAGACGACAGAAGAGACGAUAGAGAUGGUAGCGGUAGAUCAUCGCGUGAUGAUAGAGAUCACAGAAGACGUGACGAUAUGAGCAACGGUGGUGGUGGUGGUGGCAUGCCAAUGAAUAUGGGUCAAGGUGGUGGUGGAAUGGUUAUGAGCAACGGUGGUGGUAAUGGAAAUAUGGUUGGUGUUGGUCGUGAAAGAGAAAGAGAUAGAGAUUAUUAA